AUGACGAUGCUUGCCCUGGGGAUUCUACUCUUCAUUUCUAAUGUAGCAUGUCAAAUUUCUCAUAGUCAAACAAACAAUCCCUUGAUACCUUUUAUCCUAAAGGAGAUCGCGAGCGGGAGUUUGGAGGGACGAUCACUUCUCCUACGUCUACGGCGGAUAAACCAUGCUCGGAAUCGUCUACAUCCAAACCUGAGGACCGGUCUCAUACCUAUAGACGAACUCAUCCAAGCAGUUUUUAAUUCCUCAGCCUUCAACUCAACAGUACCAUUUGGUGCACCUGUUCUGGCUCGGGGAGGAAAUUCUAUCCUAUUUGACGGAGAUGUGAUCAUACCACUGGACGAGUUCGCAAAGAUUCGACGAAAUGUGGGCACACGGAGGGGUAAACGAGCUGCCAUCAAGGAUACAAAGAAGUAUUGGCCGAAUGGAAUAGUCUUCGUUAUGAUAGGUGUCGGUGGCUUCAGUCAGCGGGACAAACAAAGUAUAGCUGCAGUUUUUAAUGAAAUUUCCGAGAGGACCUGUAUUUGUUUCCGGAUUCUGGGGAAAGCAAAUCCCUAUGUACCACAUGUCCGUAUAACAGAUAAUUUAGGGUGUGCUUCCUAUGUAGGUGUGCUAAGACACCCGGACGGCACUUUCGGGCAGAUAUUGAGUUUAGCUCUAGGAUGUAGAAUCCAUAGAAUCAUUAUGCACGAGUUUUUGCACGCCCUUGGACUGUACCACGAACAAUCACGACCUGACCGGGAUUAUUACGUAGAGGUUAGACGAGGCAACAUUCAACCCCAGUGGUAUUAUGCUUUCCAUAAAUAUGGUCAUGAUGUUAUCGAUUCUAGAUCGAUAAAAUACGACUACCUAAGUGUGAUGCAUUAUGGCAAUAAGUUUUUCAGUAAGAAUGGCGGAUACACAUUAGUGCCGAUACCGGAGACGAACAAACAGAAGUACCUCAAUGUAAUAGGAAGAGUACCAACUAUGAGUAGAAGGGACGAAGACAUUAUCAAUAGAAUGUAUCGAUGUCCUCCGAGAGAACCACUGGAUGUUUGCUCGGAAUAUCCCUACAGAAUUCCAUGA
Molecule: messenger RNA, 1062 nt
Organism: Ylistrum balloti
Lineage: Eukaryota; Metazoa; Mollusca; Bivalvia; Pectinida; Pectinidae
Product: zinc metalloproteinase nas-15-like
Exons: 8
Coding region: 1-1062 (353 amino acids)
Biological process (GO): proteolysis
Molecular function (GO): zinc ion binding; metalloendopeptidase activity
Source: RefSeq, a predicted model, not a curated record